UUUUUUUCCUUCGUUGGAAGUUUUGACAAAUGUGAUGUGUCUGGAUUUCUUUUUUCCCGUAGAAAACUGCAAAUAGCGACUGACCAAUAUCUCGGAGUUUCCCGUUUUAAAAGAACGAAUUCUCUGCCAGUGUUCCUAAGUGCAAUAGUCGAGGACGAGAACCUCACGUGUUAUCCUUCGUUUGGAUUGUUUUUCUUUUCUGUGUGUUUUGCAUUCGUACGGUAUAAGGCUACCAACUUUAUUAGCUAGAUAAGGAAAACAUUACGGGCCGUUUCAUUACUCAUUGCUAUAAUUAUUUCAUGAGUGGAGUCUAACUUCUGGUCGACUUUGUACGGAAGAAAGCUUGUGGACUAGUGCUGAAUCAAAAUCCGUACAGUCUCACCGUAUAGGUCGAUCAACCGCCGGCAGUGAACGUGCACCAGCUAAUUCGCGAUUUCUGUGUGCCGUUGAUGACUCAGAGUGCAUUUUUAUCACGAUAGAAAGUGUAUUACGGGAUAGUCGCGCCGCGUUUCGCUUAUAACAGGGCACAACGAUGUUCAGUUGGUUGAAAAGAGAAACGAAAACAGAGGAGGUGGUGGAAAAUGUGUUGGGAGAGCUGAAAAAGAUCUAUCGCAGCAAAUUGUUGCCGCUGGAGGAGCACUACAACUUCCAUGACUUCCACUCGCCGAAGCUGGAGGACUCGGACUUCGAUGCGAAGCCGAUGAUUCUGCUGGUUGGCCAGUACUCGACUGGUAAGACCACCUUCAUCCGGUAUCUGUUGGAGCGCGAUUUCCCCGGCAUUAGGAUCGGACCGGAACCGACCACGGACCGCUUCAUCGCGGUCAUGUACGACGACAAGGAGGGCAUGAUUCCUGGCAAUGCGCUCGUAGUCGAUCCGAAAAAACAGUUCCGUCCACUGGAAAAGUACGGCAACGCAUUCCUAAACCGUUUCCAGUGUUCCCAUGUACCGUCGCCCGUGCUGCGGGCGAUAUCGAUCGUCGACACGCCCGGUAUUUUGUCGGGCGAGAAGCAACGCGUGGACAGAGGGUACGAUUUCACCGGUGUGCUAGAAUGGUUUGCGGAGCGCGUGGAUCGCAUCAUACUGCUGUUCGAUGCACACAAGCUGGACAUUUCGGACGAAUUCCGGCGCUCGAUCGAAGCGCUGCGCGGACAUGACGACAAGAUACGGAUAGUACUGAACAAGGCGGACAUGAUCGAUCAUCAACAGUUGAUGCGGGUGUACGGUGCUCUCAUGUGGUCCCUCGGCAAGGUGCUGCAAACGCCCGAGGUGGCACGGGUUUACAUCGGUUCCUUCUGGGAUCAACCGCUCCGGUACGACGUGAACCGAAGGCUGUUCGAGGACGAGGAACAGGAUCUGUUCCGCGAUCUGCAAUCGCUGCCCCGCAAUGCCGCCCUGCGCAAACUGAACGAUCUCAUCAAGCGAGCAAGGUUAGCGAAGGUACACGCGUACUUGAUCGCGGAACUGCGCAAAGAAAUGCCUCAAAUCUUCGGCAAGGAUAGCAAGAAAAAGGAGCUGAUCAAAAAUCUGGGCACCAUCUACGAUCGCGUGUGCCGCGAGCAUCAGGUGUCGAUCGGCGAUCUGCCAGACAUCAAGAAAAUGCAGGAAGUGCUCGCCAAUCAGGACUUUACCAAGUUCCAUUCGAUUAAAAUGCCGCUGCUGGAAGUGGUGGAUCGUAUGCUGUCGGUGGAUAUUGCUCGAUUAAUGAGCAUGAUUCCGCAGGAGGAGAUGCAGCUGGUUUCGGAACCGCUUGUCAAAGGACAAACCAAUGGCUCGACAAUGGAAACAAACUUUUUGGACCAUCUUCUGCUGAAAGGUGGCGCCUUCGACGGAGUGGAAGAUGUCGUUUCACCGUUCGGAUACCGGAAGGGCGAAGGAAUCGAUGCCGGGUACGGGGAGGUCGAUUGGAUAUGUAAUCGUGAUCGUGCCAGAACGGAUCCCAUCUUCGAGUCACUUCAACCGGUUGAUGGAAAGAUUUCCGGUGCCGCGGCCAAAUCGGAGCUGAUCAAAUCGAAGCUACCGAACAAUGUCCUGAGCAAGAUUUGGAAGCUGUCCGACUACGAUCAGGAUGGUUUCCUGGACAUCGAAGAGUUUGCUCUGGCGAUGCAUUUAAUCAACGUCAAAAUGGAUGGCAAUGAGUUACCUACGGCCUUGCCACUUCACCUGGUGCCACCGUCCAAGCGGCGGGCGGACUAGGAUUAGAUACCCAAACACAACGGGCCAGCAUUCUGGGGUCGUACAUCGUUUCGCGCUAUACUGUGUGUGUGGAAGCUUCCAGCAAAUGCGUCGGAGCUCGAUUGUUAAUCUUGUUUCCACAUUUACUAGCUUGCCCACGAAGAUGUGUACCAGUAGCCGACCGGCUUCAAAUAUUGCUUGCGCGUUCGAUCGACCCGUCACCUUUCUGACAUUCGGUCGGAGGAGUUUAUUCACGCCUGCCUGUGUGUAUCAUCUUUUGCUUAUCACUUGACCUUUUUUUUCUUUUUGCCGAUGUGUGUUUCUGCCGUGUUGUUGCUGCUUGUAAGGCGACCAAUCAAUCCUCAAACUUUCUCUUCCCAUGAGGUCAACGCGUUCAGUUAGUACUCCUCCCGUUUUUUUUUCUGUAAGCGGAAACGUUGAUGGAGUAGCUUGAAUGAAGCUUUUGCCCAGCGGAAGUUGGUCCUGUUUGUUUUUUGCUUUGCUUGUGACGUUCCAGUUCUCGGAAAAGGAAGAUCAACUUCCACUUGAUGGUCCGAGUUUGUUGUGCACACUCCCCCGCUAUCAAAUGUGAACAACCAAAUUCUCCGCCACGAGACAAUGCUAAGACGACGAGUAAAACGGAAGUUUGGCCGAUAAGCGCGUUCCGGUUAGGUUGUAAUGAGCAAAAGUAAACAAAGCAGAGGAAAACAUCAAAAACGAACAUUACGCGUCCGUUCUGUUCUCUCCGGCACGAGGGCCUCAUUCUUUCGUUUUAGGGUGAUAAUUUAUUAUUUAUACACUUAGUUAGUGAAGCAAACAACAAUAACGAAAAUUAGCCAAACAAAUGUAUGCAUACCGACAAACACACACGCGCAUACGCACGCAUACAUCUAUAUAUAUUUAGCUAAAUAAGCUUACGCGCAAAGUAGCAAGAGCCGAAACGAAUGUGGCCGAAAGAAUGCAAUCAAUUAUGAUCGUUUUGAUUUAUUAGGUGCUUACGGCAAAUGCUGUCAUUUACUACAUGUUUGAAUGUGUUUAGUUCAGGUGAAAAUGUUAGAACAAAGUGCGAUGUUAGUUGAAGCUGUAAUAUUCUGAGAAAGGAAUUUAUUUUGUUCUCAGUUGAAAACGGGAACCUUGUUUGUUUGUUUGAUGAGUAAAGCGUGGCGCCUGAGAGGAUUGAGUUUAUAGUUACUCGACAACAUUACGAGAAUCAACACGAAUAAUUAUGUGUAAGCAUGAACGUUAAACGAUGGACGAUAGUGGUCGGUGAUGCAAUUAUGAACAAUUACCUAUUGUACAAUAGGCAGAUGAGUGUAGGACAUAUGAGUAAUCAGUGUUUUGUGUUUACAACAUCGCUUUUAAAAACGGUGUGUUAUCUUUUUUGUUGCAAAUGAAAUUGUUUAAUUUUGUGUUUCAUAAUUUUGGCUAUCCUCAAUCGAGUCAGAAACUAGAUUCCAAUCAACCAGUUGAAAGUUGGUUGUUCAUAUUCUUGGCGCAACCUGCUGGCGCAAGUGGUGUUGCUGCUGUUUCGAUGCUCUUAUAUUUUCAACCCCAUCGUCGCACUACCGGCUCGAGUGGCCAAGUGCUGUAGUGAAAAGUGAAGUUCGUUUGUUAGCAUUUUACACUUAGAAACAUUGCCGUCAAGGUAGUCUUCAGUUUGGCAAUGUAGACCUCAGUUUUGCGCACAGGGGGUAGAGAGGGAGAAUGUUUUUCAUUUCCAUUUUCCCUUGCAUCUAAAAUGCAUAAUUUAUGCGCGGCAGUGUCCCGUGUGUCUACUGGCAAAGGAGGAAUAAUAAUGAGAAUCGGUAACGAUAGCUCGAUCUCUUGGUUUCUUUCACUGUACUGCGCGCGGUGGUGGUCACUUGCUCUCGCCAGUGUGCCACUUUGUACUUUCCUUUUGGCACUCUCUUGUCUUGUCCGUCAAAGCCUUACCCAUAACCGUUUCACCGGAAGUUGGAAGACAGCUUCUGUGUGGGUACUCGGCUGUAAAAGGAAAAUCGAUAGGAAUUGAAUAAUUUAUUACUCCAAUUACAUUGGCUGUUUUGAGUAAAACUGUCUUAACUAACGGAAGGUGACAUCCUGACUUCCUUUGCUUCUUGCAGUAAAAAUGAAGCAAAGCUAGAGCAUUUGCAAUUUGAGCUUUACGUUCUUGCCUGUUGUUGAUUUCAUUAAGCAAAAAUAUCAUGAUAAACAGAAGCGCACGAAGAACACAUGUCUAACAUCAAAGUAGUACGGUUCGAAACCUUGCAUCAUGGCAGGUGCGUUGCUAUGGGUUGCUAGAGAAGGGAUAUGUGCUUGGUAGAGGAGGUCUUUCCUUCUCAACCUAGCGGUAGUCCUAUUUUGCGUCUUGCCAAGUGCGUUAGUGAAAAGAAUUAACCGGGAUCGAAAAUUAAACGGUGUAUGUGCAAAAACAACGGACUUAUAUAUACAUAAAUCAACAAAAAUGUAUACACAACACAUAUUUACAAUGGAAUGGCUGAGCAUUUUUAUGGUAUUUGUAUUUGUAUAGGGUAAAAGUGCGUGGAUAACGAUAAUGUGAGAAAUAUAACGAACACAUACGAGGUGAAAAAUGAAAAAUGAAACAAAAAGCGAACUCGAAUUGGAAAAUUGGCGUUUGUGAAACCGACCGACAGAAAGUAUCAUCAACACAGCAAGCAGCAUAACGUUCAAUACCACGCCAAAAAACACGGACUCGGGUACAACUCAUCCGUUUCUUGGUCGAUCAUCCAAUCAUCAAUUCAGGCAAGCAUUUUGCGCGCGAGUGUGUGUGUAAACUAACGGAAAAAACGAGUGAAUGUACGUGUGCAGAAUAAUAGCAAGCACAAAAUGGAGACGGUGAAGAUAAAUAGUAGUAGUAGUAUGAACGGGCAAGAAAGAAGAAAAAAAAAAACGGAUCUAAUAUGGCAGGCGAAAAACACCGACCCGUGUAAUGAAACAUCAAAGCAGGCCGAGAUACUAGCAAGAAACGCAACCGAAAUGAAACAAAACGGGACGAGACCGAGGCCUUUUCUUUUGCGCUGCUGUGUGUGUGCGUAUGGCGCGCCUCGAUAAGCAAAUGUUGUAAAAAGAAAUGAAUCAUAACGAAACGACAAUAGUAUCGUAUAA
Messenger RNA from Anopheles stephensi (Asian malaria mosquito), 5278 nucleotides. It is a transcript of the gene Past1, whose product is annotated as EH domain-containing protein 3. Gene Ontology annotation, cellular component: cytoplasm; plasma membrane. Gene Ontology annotation, biological process: endocytosis; endosomal transport. The coding region runs from base 533 to 2194 and encodes 553 amino acids. Gene Ontology annotation, molecular function: protein binding; GTP binding; calcium ion binding. The record is from RefSeq and is a predicted model, not a curated record. The transcript has 4 exons. Lineage: Eukaryota; Metazoa; Arthropoda; Insecta; Diptera; Culicidae.